AUGACCCAGCGCCGGGAGCCGCGUCCCGCCGCGCCGCUGGACGAGGAGCUGCAGGCGCUCGGGUGGUAUCAUGAUAAUCUCACCCGACAUGCGGCAGAAGCACUGCUGCUUUCCAACGGGCAGGAUGGAAGCUAUCUCUUGAGGAAGAGUAAUGAAAGGGAAGAUUUGUACUCCCUCUCUGUAAGGGGAAAAGAUUCCGUGAAACACUUCCAUGUUGAACACACAGGAACUUCAUUCAAAUUUGGAUUUAAUGAAUUUUCUAGCUUGAAGGAAUUAGUCAUGCAUUUUGCAAAUCAGCCUUUAAUUGGAAGUGAAACAGGAACCUUAAUUGUAUUGAAGCAUCCCUACCCACGGAAAGUGGAAGAACCUUCCAUUUAUGAGUCCGUCCGAGUUCACACAGCGAUGCAGACAGGAAGGACAGAAAGCGAUCUUGUUCCAAAUGCUCCCUCACUUGGUACAAAAGAAGGAUAUUUGAUAAAACAAGGCAAAAUAGUCAAGAAUUGGAAGACAAGGUGGUUUACACUGCAUAGGAAUGAACUUAAGUAUUUCAAAGACCAGACAGCCACAGAACCGAUUCGGGCACUUGACUUAACUGAAUGCUCAGCUGUGCAAUUUGACUAUUCCCAGGAAAGAGUCAAUUGUUUCUGUUUAGUGUUCCCACUAAGGACAUACUACCUGUGCGCGAAAACUGGGAUAGAAGCUGACGAGUGGAUUAAAAUACUGCGAUGGAAACUGUCCCAAAUACGGAAGCAAAUGGACCAGCGUAACGCCACCCUCAGUUCCUAGCUGCACCUCCAGUACUUCUGCUCCAUUGGCAGGAAUUGCCUCUUUGCAGAGGGGAAGGCAUCGCUUACAAGAGGACGGUUUCACAUGUCUCCAUUACUCACAGCGGGCACGUGUGUGCGUGCAUACCUGCACACAGAUGCUUGUAUCCAGCUCUGCACACAAAGGAUUCUUACAGCUGCGUGCUCUUGGGCUGCUGAGUCACGUGUGGAGACGGUUGCAAAAUCAGUGUGUUCGUUUGAUAUGCACGGUGCAUGCCUGUAAUGCACUUAAUUCAAACACCUGUUAACUAAUCACAGAAGUAGUCACUGUUUAAAACUUUUGUGGUUAUUCAGAGCACUCUCAGUAAUUUAUUGCAAGCUCCAUCACAACUAACCAUUAGCAGCAUAUUCUGUAACCUUGACCCUGUUAUUUAAAAACAGUCCUUCCUGGAAACAUUAAAUAUUUCUUUUGUAUUA
Molecule: messenger RNA, 1241 nt
Organism: Gymnogyps californianus (California condor)
Lineage: Eukaryota; Metazoa; Chordata; Aves; Accipitriformes; Cathartidae
Gene: DAPP1
Product: dual adaptor of phosphotyrosine and 3-phosphoinositides 1
Exons: 9
Coding region: 1-786 (261 amino acids)
Source: RefSeq, a predicted model, not a curated record